GUCUGUGCUCUUUCCAUUUAAAAUUAGAGGCAACCACUGCAUUUUAAUCAUGAUCCAAACAAAGAUGCUGCAUACAUGCAGCAGGAGCAGUUUUUAACCUAAAUUAGACUGUAUAAUUUCGAAAUUUGAAGCAAAAACAGAAUGGUAUGACUUCAGUUUUGUGAAAUUAUACAUAGAAACAGCAGACGAGCUGAAUGAGACGCAGAUUCACUCUCUGCCAGCAGGUGGCGCUUUAAGCGUUUCCUUGGUUUCCGCUGUAAACAAAGCAGCGCUGCACUUAUGAACUUUAAUAUGCAUUAUACAGAGGCAAGAUGAGAAGAAAAAUACCAUCUAAACUUUUCUAAAGACAGCCUCAUGUUUGUGUGGCUCCGCUCCAUGUCUCCUCUGUGGCUGUUGUCCUUCUUCCAAUAACUCCACCGUCACCCGGCUGCUCUACUCUUUCUUCCUCCUCCUGGGGACACUGGUGUCUAUAAUCAUGAUCUUGCCUGGCAUGGAGACGCAGCUCCGCAAGAUUCCUGGCUUUUGUCAAGGAGGAACCGCAAUACCAGGAAUCGAGAACCAUGUUAACUGCGACGUGAUUGUAGGCUACAAAUCAGUGUACCGCAUGUGCUUUGCUAUGGCAUGCUUCUUUUUCCUGUUUUCAGCAAUCAUGAUUCGUGUAAAGAGCAGCAAAGACCCUCGUGCUGCUAUUCAGAACGGGUUCUGGUUCUUCAAGUUUCUGAUACUUGUUGGCAUCACCGUCGGAGCCUUUUUCAUCCCAGAUGGAACAUUUCAUGAUGUUUGGUUCUACUUUGGUAUUGUGGGCUCCUUCAUGUUCAUCCUGAUCCAGCUCAUCCUCCUGAUCGACUUUGCCCACUCCUGGAAUGAGGUGUGGGUGAGGAAUGCUGAGGAAGGCAACAGCAAGUGUUGGUUCUCAGGUUUGUUGUUCUUCACUGUCCUGCAUUACGCCCUGGCCUUUGCUGCAGUCGUGCUGUUUUAUCUCUACUACACCAAACCCGACAACUGUGCCGAACACAAGUUCUUCAUCAGCUUCAACCUUAUUCUCUGCGUCAUCAUAUCUGUCGUUUCUGUUCUACCAAAAGUGCAGGAUGCUUCACCUCAAUCUGGUCUGCUUCAGUCCUCUAUUAUAACUCUGUACACUAUGUACGUCACCUGGUCAGCCAUGACCAACAAUCCUAAUCGUGAAUGUAACCCUAGUUUGCUCAGCCUGGUGUCCAAUAUCAGCACAACUGAGGCCAUGCCUACAAGCUCCCCUGGCAUGGUGCAGUGGUGGGAUGCUCAAGGCAUUGUGGGAUUGGUCAUCUUCCUCUUCUGCACCUUUUAUGCUAGCAUCCGUUCAUCCAGUAAUGCUCAGGUGAACAGGCUGAUGCAGACAGAGGAAGGGAAGGGCUCCAUGGGAGGGGAGGAGGUGGGCGAAGACGGAUUGCGGCGUGUCGUGGAUAAUGAAGAGGACGGCGUCACAUACAACUAUUCCUUUUUCCACUUCCACCUUUUACUGGCCUCUCUCUACAUUAUGAUGACACUCACUAACUGGUACAAACCUGAUAUAACCACUCAGGCCAUGCAGAGCAGUAUGCCUGCAGUGUGGGUGAAGAUCAGCUCCAGCUGGCUGGGUCUGGGGCUCUACCUGUGGACACUUGUGGCUCCUGUCGUUUUCCCCAGUCGAGACUUCAACUGAGCUUGAGUGGGUGAAACUCUCUCACCUAUUCAAGCUGGCCAUGUUUGUGCUAUGUUAGAAAUAUAACAAUCUCUAAAAACCAUUAAAUAGCCAAGACUGAAAGUGAUUCAAAUCUGAAACAGACAAUUGGUGACUAGUCUCAUAGGCCUGGUAGGUACUUACACAUAUAAAAAAAAAAAUGCAUGGACAACAACAAAAGUAUAGGAUGCCGUGACAAGUAUUUCAAAAACGACACUUAGGAUUACUGCUGUGCAGAAAGUUGCCAUUCACCAUUAGCACACCUGAAGCACACACAUUUAUUUAGAGCAAUAUAGCUUCACAAAAAUGUCAGUUUGACGUAAUGCUCAAGUGAACAUGAAAUUCCGUUUUGCUUUGAUUCCUCCGUCCUUUUAUCUCAUACUCACAUCCUUAAGAUUAAAGGAGCUAAAAUGCAAUUAAAGGCAAGGUGGAUGGACAAUUAAGGAAAUGAGAAGCACCCUUUUUGCUUAAUGAAUGAUUCACUGCUGUCUCAUUUCUUACACUGCCGUUCAAAUGUUUGGCAUCUGUAAGAUUUUUAAAAUGAAAGUAAUCUCUUAUGCUUCCCAAAGCUGCAUUUAUUUGGUCAAAAAUACAGUAAAACCGUAAUAUUGUGUAAAAUGAUUACAAUUUAAAAUAAAUGUUCUCUGUUUAUUAUAUAUUAAAAUAUCCUUUAUUUAGUGACAACAAAGCUGAAUUUUCAAAAUACUUUACUCCAGUUUUCAGUGUGCCAUGAUCCUUCAGAAAUCAUUCUAAUAUCCUUUUUUUGCUCUCAAGAAACAUUUAUUAUUAUUAGCAAUAAUGAAAACAGUUGUGAUGCUCAAUAUUUUGGAAAAACAUUUAUUAAGAAUUUAUUUGAAAUAUAUUUAUUUCUGCCAUUUUGAUCAAUUUAAUGCAUCCCCUGCUUAAUGAAAGUGUUAUUUUAUGUGAAAAAAAAAAAUCUUACUGACCCCAAAUGUUUGAACAGCAGUGCACUUCUAGCAAAAGAGUCGCUGUGUCUCCACACUUGAAGGAUAAAUGAAUGAAACGAGUUAUAUAAACUAGUCGCUUCUACCGUGUUGUCGAUAUCCUGAAUAAUUCACAUCUCAUGGUCCUUAAAGGUUAUUUCGCUGUCAUUUCAAAUUCAGUAUGGCUGUUAAGUAUGUUUUAUAAAGUUAAUAUUGCUAGUUUAUCUUGUUUUUAACACUAACAGGUGCAAGCUACUCAAACCUAAGGCCACACAUUUCCAGUGCGACAAAUAAACACAAUAACUAUCCUACAGACCUACAGACCAUCAACGUAGUGGUCCUAGCCACGAAUUCAAAUAUGCAUGAUACUGCUGCUAGAAACCUAGUCUACCUGAAGAAGAAGCCUUUUUCUACAGUGAUAGCAUUUCAACUUCAGGGUUCAAUUCAUUGUACGAUAGACACUCUAUAAUAUACAAUUUCACUCGAUUUAGCACUUUUUUCUCAAGCAAUGGGGAGAGUGGGCCGUGGGCAGCCCAUGUGCGCUGAGGGGCUUAAACAGGGGGCCGUUUUCACUCCAUGUCCUCUGUAGAGCCCCUGGAACUUGUGCAUCCAGUAGAUAAGCCCAAUCCGACACACCCUUUCCCCCGUACAGCUCACUACACUACACGCUGACCGGGGUCUACCGCACUGCCAUGAACAACAGACUGUGCUGUAAUAUUAAUGGAUAUUAAUGUAUUAUGGUGCUGUCAGUCCAUCAGAGGCACAUGUUAGCAUAUCUAGCUUGUUGUUUGGCAGAAUAGUUUGGUGUGGCAAUAGAUAAUUUAGUGUGAAAUAAUGCGUUUAGAUAGCACUUACAUAUAAAUUAACAGUUCAGGGCUGGUUAAUAUGUUAAAAUUUAUAUAUUUAAUCAGUAAAUGUUUCUGAAAACUGAAUGUUAAUCCUUCCACCUGUGACACUUUGUAUACUUUUAGUUUUUUUUUUUUUAUUACUUUUUUUUGUUAUUCAUUUGGAAGCACAUGCUUACAAGUAAGCAUCUUAUGUAAAAUGACAUAAGAAAAUGUUCUAAAAGUGACCAUACAUUUAGUUUACAUUUAUGUAAAAUUGCUAAAAAGCUGUGUUAUGAAAGCAAAAUAUGAAGUUGGCAAAUUUCAUAACUCUAUGUAUUGUAGGUGUGUCGAAGAAACUGAUUGUGAAGUAUGUACUGUGUAUAUAUAUAUAUAUAUAUAUGUAAAGUAUAUUUGAACUUUUCCCAAAGUAGUUUGACAUAAGCAUGACGGUUCAUCUGUGGUCUAUUAUUAGGAGCAACAUGCAAGAUUAGUAAUUCUUCAUGUGCCUUUCUUCGAUUAACUUCUUAUCAAAAGCGUCCAGGUUUAUUUCAGACCUAUGGAAAAAGUGCCUUUGCUGUUUUAUAACAUUUCAUUUUUCAUACCAUGGACAAUGUUGCUCUUUUAGUUGUUUCUGUAGAAGUAGUUUUUCAGUGAUCUGGUGCUGUUCAAUCUGUGCUAAUGCUGUAUAUAUUUCAAUAAACUCGUGUAAACUC
This is a messenger RNA of Onychostoma macrolepis, 4180 nucleotides long. RefSeq names its product serine incorporator 2, like (gene serinc2l). Lineage: Eukaryota; Metazoa; Chordata; Actinopteri; Cypriniformes; Cyprinidae. Gene Ontology annotation, cellular component: membrane. The record is from RefSeq and is a predicted model, not a curated record. The coding region runs from base 476 to 1678 and encodes 400 amino acids. The transcript has 10 exons.